Dromiciops gliroides (monito del monte) is the source of this 285-nucleotide messenger RNA. Its product is annotated as 40S ribosomal protein S20-like. Gene Ontology annotation, molecular function: structural constituent of ribosome; RNA binding. Bases 1 to 285 code for a protein of 94 amino acids. Lineage: Eukaryota; Metazoa; Chordata; Mammalia; Microbiotheria; Microbiotheriidae. The record is from RefSeq and is a predicted model, not a curated record. Gene Ontology annotation, biological process: translation. Gene Ontology annotation, cellular component: ribosome; cytosolic small ribosomal subunit. The transcript has a single exon.
AUGGCAUUCAAGGACAGCGGCAAGACGCUUGUGGAGCCCGAAGUGGCCAUUCCCCGGUUCCGGAUCACCCUCAUCAGCCACAACGUGAAGUCACUCGAGAAGGUGUGUGCUGACCUAAUUAGAGGAGCCGAAGAAAAGAACUUGAAAGUGAAGGGACCUGUUCGAAUGCCCACUCUUGGUGAAGGUUCUGAGACUUGGGAUCGAUUCCAGAAGAGAAUCCGCAAACGUCUUAUUGAUUUGCACAGUCCUUCUGAAAUUGUGAAUCAGAUCACUUCUAUCAGUUGA